AUGUUUCGUAAGAAGAAAAAGAAGAGGCCAGAGAUCUCAGCACCAAAGAACUUUGAGCACCGGGUGCACACCUCUUUUGACGCUAAACGAGGCUGCUUCGUGGGCCUGCCAACCCAAUGGCACAGUUUGAUAGAGAACCUCCGCAGGCCCAAGCCUAUGGUGGACCCCUCCCGGAUCACCCCAGUUGAGCUCAAUCCAAAGAAGACCAUUGUGCGUGGGAGUAUGAUCGGCCAUGGAGACUACAUCUCAGCCAUGAUCUCCGACAUGAGCAGGCUGUCCGUGACCAGCUCCAACUCCCUAAGGAAGAGCAGCCCUUCAGGCAGGAAGAGGGCCCAGUCCCUUGGCAGGCUGGGGGAGGUGAAGGAGGGGGACACCUACCAGUAUGAAGACCUGGGAGAGGAUGACAUAGAGCAGCAGCAGUGGAGGGACAGGGCUCAUAACAUCCACAGUGAGAGUGGGAUGCCCCAAAUGGGCAUGAAGAAGAGCAUCACCCUGCAGCCCAACGGGGAUCUUCCCAGGGCUAAGUCCACCUACGAGGUGAGUGUCAGCUCUCUGGAGGGACCCCCGGUUCCAUCCCAGCCCAUACAGGUGCCUAUUAAGGGGGCUUAUAUUAGCUGUGAGGUGGGCAGUCCCACAGAGAGACUGAUGGUGAGGAGAGACUUCCAGGUGCCAAGGGUUAUGCCACACAACCAGAGGCCCUUCUCAUGCUUCUACAACCCAGCCAUGGCUGUCCAGCAGCCCCAUCCUGAUCAUGGGCGUCACCCCCCUCCGGAGUACCGCACCAACCUCUACAUCCACUCCCACAACAGCCCUAGCAGACCAUACUCCUCCUACGACCUGAAGGCAGAGUCAGCUCUGAGGCACCACCAGUCAGGCUUCCUACCCAGCACCCCCAGCAGUCCCUUCAUGAGUGGCAUCAGACCCCACAGGACGGUGCGCUCCUCAGCCAGCUACACCCUGGGACUGUCUCCCAACAUGGGCCUGAGACUCAAUGGCCCUGACCCCUUUUUGAGACACUCAGGCUGCCCUAAUGCUCCCUUCCCCAGGCAGGACAGCCCCUCUCAGCCUCGGCCCUCCCCCACCGGCUCCCUGGCCACCAGCCCCCCAGGCACAUGCUCCCCUGCUUUCAGACCCCCUCAGCACCCCCAGAGGCCGCCACCAGACCCCCCCAAGGUGACCCAUGAACAGUUUAAGGCUGCCCUGCAGAUGGUGGUAGACAAGGGGGACCCUCGGUCGUACCUGGAGAACUUUGUGAAGAUUGGCGAAGGUUCGACGGGGGUGGUGUGUAUUGCUCGGGAGAAACACAGCGGCAGGCAGGUGGCCGUGAAGAUGAUGGACCUGCGGAGACAACAGCGAAGAGAGCUGCUUUUCAAUGAGGUGGUGAUCAUGAGGGACUACCAGCACAGGAACGUGGUGGAGAUGUUUAAGAGUGCCCUGGUGGAGGAGGAGCUCUGGGUCAUCAUGGAGUACAUAGAGGGUGGAGCACUAACCAACAUCGUGUCUGAGACCAGGCUGAGUGAGGAGCAGAUAGCCACAGUGUGUGAGGCUGUGCUGCAAGCCCUGGCCUACCUUCACUCCCAGGGAGUCAUCCACAGGGACAUCAAGAGUGACUCCAUACUGCUAACAAUGGAUGGGAGGAUCAAGCUGUCAGACUUUGGGUUCUGUGCACAGAUCAGUAAGGACAUUCCCAAGAGGAAGUCUUUAGUAGGAACACCAUACUGGAUGGCUCCAGAGGUCAUUUCUAAAUCUCCAUACAGCACUGAGGUGGAUGUGUGGUCUCUGGGCAUCAUGGUAGUUGAGAUGGUGGAUGGAGAGCCCCCCUACUUCAGUGAGACCCCCAUUGCAGCCAUGAGAAGACUGAGGGAUGAGCCAGCUCCCACCGUACGGAACACAACCCAGGUAUCCCCGGUGUUGAAAGACUUCCUGAACCGUAUGUUGACCCGGGACCCAGUGGAGAGGGCCAGCGCCACAGACCUGCUAGAACACCCCUUCCUCCUGCAGAGCGGCUCCCCGCAGUGCCUGGUGCCCCUGGUGGAGCAGUACCGCAAGCGCAUGUCUCACUGCUGA
Messenger RNA from Salvelinus namaycush (lake trout), 2067 nucleotides. RefSeq names its product serine/threonine-protein kinase PAK 6-like. The record is from RefSeq and is a predicted model, not a curated record. The transcript has 8 exons. Gene Ontology annotation, cellular component: cytoplasm. Gene Ontology annotation, molecular function: ATP binding; protein serine/threonine kinase activity. The coding region runs from base 1 to 2067 and encodes 688 amino acids. Gene Ontology annotation, biological process: regulation of MAPK cascade; protein phosphorylation; intracellular signal transduction. Lineage: Eukaryota; Metazoa; Chordata; Actinopteri; Salmoniformes; Salmonidae.